AAGUUCCUCGGCAACGAGCUGCAUCCACCCCGCGGCAGGCCGGAGCCAGCGAGGCCCGAAGACUGCGGAGAGUGUCGGCGCUCGGUGCCCAGCGCGCCCCCACUCCUCCUCCUUCAGGAGGACGUCUGCCUUGGCCACCGCCACCAAGUUCCGACUCGCUUUUCGGCUUGCGCAGAGCCUAGGGAGGGGGUGAGGAGCAGCCGCGCCCCCCUCCCCGCGGCCGCCGCCCCCAGGUUUUCGGCCCCGCUCCCCUACGCGUGCGCCCGGGCGUUGCUCCCCGGCAGGCUCCAGCCAUGUCGAUGCUGCCGUCGUUCGGUUUCACGCAGGAGCAAGUGGCGUGCGUGUGCGAGGUCCUGCAACAGGGCGGGAACCUGGAGCGCCUGGGCAGGUUCCUGUGGUCGCUGCCCGCCUGCGACCACCUGCACAAGAACGAGAGCGUGCUCAAGGCCAAGGCGGUGGUCGCCUUCCACCGCGGCAACUUCCGCGAGCUCUACAAGAUCCUGGAGAGCCACCAGUUCUCGCCUCACAACCAUCCCAAGCUGCAGCAACUGUGGCUGAAAGCGCACUACGUGGAGGCCGAGAAGCUUCGCGGGCGGCCGCUGGGGGCCGUGGGCAAAUAUCGGGUGCGCCGAAAAUUCCCGCUGCCGCGCACCAUUUGGGACGGCGAGGAGACCAGCUACUGCUUCAAGGAGAAGUCGCGGGGCGUGCUGCGGGAGUGGUACGCGCACAACCCCUACCCCUCGCCGCGGGAGAAGCGGGAGCUGGCCGAGGCCACCGGCCUCACCACGACCCAGGUCAGCAACUGGUUUAAGAACCGGAGGCAAAGAGACCGGGCCGCCGAGGCCAAGGAAAGGGAGAACACCGAAAACAAUAACUCCUCCUCCAACAAGCAGAAUCAACUCUCUCCGCUGGAAGGGGGCAAGCCGCUCAUGUCCAGCUCAGAAGAGGAAUUCUCACCUCCCCAAAGUCCAGACCAGAACUCGGUCCUUCUGCUGCAGGGCAAUAUGGGCCACGCCAGGAGCUCAAACUAUUCUCUCCCGGGCCUAACGGCCUCGCAGCCCAGCCACGGCCUGCAGGCCCAUCAGCAUCAGCUCCAGGACUCUCUGCUGGGCCCUCUCACCUCCAGUCUGGUGGACUUGGGCUCCUAAGUGGGAAAAGACUGAGGCCCUGAAGGGAUGGCUGAAGCAGCAACCAAUCGCAGCAACUAGGGACACUUGUAAAUAGAAAUCAGGAACAUUUUUGCAGCUUGUUUCUGGGGUUCUUGGUUCUUUGUGCAAAAUGGAAUGGUGGACUUUCACAGAUACCUUUUUACAAAUGAAAACCAACAGUGAUACCAAGCAUAGUCUCCCUCUUCUCUCCCAGGCUUCACAUUUGCAUUUCCCCUCCUGGUCCGGAAAUCAGAAAAAACAAAAAACCUCCAAAUAAACAAAAGCACCCAGUUUUGAUUCUGGCCAAACCAUGCACACACUUGAAUAGUUCAUUCGUUCUUUUCUUUUUUCUUUCAUUCUUUCUUUCAAACAGGAAUUGCAAAUCAACCAAAUUUUAAUUAUUCCCUUUAUUUAUGGAGAAAUUUUAGGGAGAAAAUGAGAAAGUGAGAGACAAAAAUCAGAACAAUGACAGGAAGAGCCUCUGGUCUGGGAGGGACUGGUUGCUUUCUUAAAUCGAAUAGGGAAAUAUAAUCUUACAACUUUUCUUCAUGGAAAAAAUUAAGUUUACAUUUUUCGUAUUUAGUGUUAAAUGACUUUAUGUAGAUUAAAAUAAAAGAACAGUAUUAGGGGGAGAAACAAGUGCCUAAAUGUUUUAAUGCUCUCUCUAUGUGAGGCAGUUAGAAAUAGAAGUGACCAUUGGUAAUACAACUAUUUUUGUCAAAUUUGAUGGGGUUUUUUGGUGGUUGUUUGUUUUCUUGUUUUUUUUUUUUUAAAUGACAAACUAAAAAUGUACCAAUGUGCAAAAAAAAAAAAAAAAAAUUCCCUAAUGCCAUUACUUCUCAUCCCCUCAGAGCUUUCAUAUCUGUAGCUUAUUCCUGUUGAAAGGUUUCUUCUGUCCCUAGUUUCUAGCUUGCAAAAGUAUGCCAACAAAUCUGGCAAUCUGGUAUUUGUUAUUAAAAUAGCAUGUGUUUUCAGGUUUCUUUUCUAUUGUACCUAAACCAGUCUAAAUUAAAACUUAGUAGAAUAUCA
Messenger RNA from Chinchilla lanigera (long-tailed chinchilla), 2177 nucleotides. RefSeq names its product SIX homeobox 1 (gene Six1). NCBI's taxonomy places the organism in Eukaryota, Metazoa, Chordata, Mammalia, Rodentia, Chinchillidae. The record is from RefSeq and is a predicted model, not a curated record. Gene Ontology annotation, molecular function: DNA-binding transcription factor activity, RNA polymerase II-specific; RNA polymerase II cis-regulatory region sequence-specific DNA binding. Bases 294 to 1148 code for a protein of 284 amino acids. Gene Ontology annotation, biological process: regulation of transcription by RNA polymerase II. Gene Ontology annotation, cellular component: nucleus; transcription regulator complex. The transcript has 2 exons.